AUGAAUGCCGUUCAUCGUUUUAGUUACAGUUUCAUUUGCCUGUAUCUACUCAGACUUGUGACUGAUGAAACAAAGAAUCAGACGUCCAUGCCUUUAUAUAGAAGGCUUUCCAUAGACAAAUUAGAUAAAUUCUCUUGUGUUCCUAAUCGACCUCGCUUGCUUUUUUUUCGUUUCCUCGUUCAAGAGUGUGACACCGAUCGCCAACCGGCAUCCCCAGAGGCUCCGUACGUUUGUCCUCCGGAUCUAGUAAUUCCAGAAGGUGUUGAUAUACCAGAGACAGACAAACAGGCACAAAUAAUAGAGCGUACUGCUGUUUUUGUCGCAAGGCAAGGUAAUCAAAUGGAGAUCAUCCUAAAGGCAAAACAAACGAGCAAUCCGCUCUUUGGAUUUCUUAACUACGAUCAUCAGCUGAAUCCAUUCUACAAAGAAGUAGUCAAACUGAUUAGAUCUGGACGUUACAUUCCAAAGGCGCGACCGCAAAAGAUCGAACCUAAUGCGGAAACCAAGUUCGAGCCAAACAAGGCAAAAGAAAGGAAACUUGAAAGUGGAGUCGAGAAGAAAAUGGAGAAGUUCAGUGGUCUAAGGUUGCAAAGAGAUGAGAGAGAAAAUGCACGAACGCCACUGGUUGCGACACCCAGCCAUAUCACUGUCUCUAACCAUCGGUUACGAUCAUCCCGAGGUCCUCAGCCAGGUUGCAACGGCGAGCGAUGUUUGCGGACGCAGGUAGUGGGUGGAGGAAAGCCAAGGGUGGUCAACCUGACACGAAGGUAUGAAAUCCCUAAUCAGGGUACUGGGUCACAUACGUCCCGUUAG
This is a messenger RNA of Echinostoma caproni, 813 nucleotides long. Lineage: Eukaryota; Metazoa; Platyhelminthes; Trematoda; Plagiorchiida; Echinostomatidae. The record is from the annotation of a GenBank genome assembly.